UAUCUCACGUGUAAGGGUGUCAUUAUGUAACUUGAGCAAUCAUAGUUAUUGUCCAAGUGGUUUUGACACAAAUAGAGGACCAAUGCCAGAUGGAGUGAGAUAAGGCAGAAAUGGACCUCUCCUAUGGUAUCCCGUUUGGAAAGAGGUCUGAGACUGUGAAGAGACCUGGAGACUCUUCAGCUGAAGAGCAGGAGGUGCUGAUGGGGGCACCGCCCGAAGCCAUGCCUGUAGCCACACCCCAACCAGCACAGCAGAGCUAUCCCGCUUUCAUGGUUGGUCUUGCCAAAAGACAAGGCCCGAAUGUCGAAGAGGAACCUGUGCAGGACGUCAUCCAUGGAAUGAAAAGGAGAAAGGGAGACAGUUUUGACUUUGAAAAUAUUUAUCCUCCUCUAUCAUGUGAUCAUCUGCCGCAUCCAAGUAAGCUGAGAAAGGUCCAGCAUAAGAAAACUGUAAAGAAGAGUCACAUUGAAGAGAAACACAUGUGUAUUGACUAUCAUCUGCGUCAACUAAGACAAAGGACCAAGAAAUACCAACUUUGCAAAGAACAGACAUCCUCUCCCAUGAAAAACACAGAUGAAACUCAGGUCCAGGAGCCAGAUGUGGAUCUGAAUGUUGAAGUUGAAAAUAGACACUCCACACAUAACAUACCAUGCUGGACACCUUUUUCAGUGUCUGAGAAUCUUCCACAUCUCAAUCUACCAAACUUCCACAGAAAACAAAGCACAUCUUUCCAGCAACUCUACCCUACUGGCAGGGUCUUGCUGGGAUCAGCAUCUGUGGAACAGUUGCAAGAGGAGGAGAGAUGGUUUCGCAAACUCUGGAAACCAAAAAACACUUCAAAACCUACUGAAGAAUGACUUCAAAGACUUCUUCAUUUUGAGCAUAAGACUCCAGUAUAUGUCAGAAACGGGUCCCUGUAGAUGGAGAAACGGUUUUCUUGAGCUUGACACAUCACUAUGAUGAUGGACUUCUGGUACUGGUAGCAUCAGCACCAUCAUCUAAUAUCAGCAUUCAGCUUAAGAAAUGAUAUAACUACAUAUAUUUUCAAUGGACCCCCAAAACUUGACUGAAGAGGAUAUCCACGAUCUGUUUUCUCAAGAUUAUGUAGCUUUCAUAGCAAAUUGAACAGCUGUAACGAAAGAUAGGAAGCAUUAUUAUUUGUUGUGAUGAAUAAAAACAUAUUGCAAUGGC
Molecule: messenger RNA, 1191 nt
Organism: Haliotis rufescens (red abalone)
Lineage: Eukaryota; Metazoa; Mollusca; Gastropoda; Lepetellida; Haliotidae
Exons: 9
Coding region: 111-857 (248 amino acids)
Source: RefSeq, a predicted model, not a curated record